AUGGCGGAACUCGAGCUUUUACAUCACUUUACCACCGAAACCUGCUACACCCUUUCGGACCGGUCUGAAUCACACGAACUAUGGAGGGUCACUGUUCCCCAGGUAGCUUUUCAACACGACUUCCUGAUGCGAGGUAUACUGGCCAUAUCUGCACUUCACCUUGGCUGUCUGAGACCGGACAGACAGACCGAUUGGGGUCAUGUAGCCGCCAAGCAGCAAGACGCUGCGCUAAGUUCUUUCCGAAAGAUCAUGACAAACAUGGACGAAUCGAACUGCGAUGCUUUCCUUGCACUCUCUUCACUGAUAGUGGUUUACGGCUUCGAGUCUCCCAAGGCUUCUCACAGCCUCGGCAUGUUCGACUAUAAGGGUCAAGAUUCUGAUGAAUGGCUUCCACUUAUCCGUGGAGUCAACUCGAUUAUCAUGUCCGUUUGGCCCUGGAUCAAGAACGGUCGGCUAAGUGGCCUUCUUCAUGACCACAUCCAGGAGCCGCCUCAGACCGAGCUACCGAGUGUUCUGAGUGAGCAACUCACACACCUUGCGGACAUGUGCGAUCGCGCUUCCGGUGGACCCGAGGCGGUCAACGCCUACAAAGCCGCUCUUGAAACGCUCAGAGUCUCGUUUGUAAGGAUGAACAAUAGGCCCCCUUACGAAUGUGAAGUUUCUAUAGCGUUCUUAUGGCCGGUCAUGAUACCGCAGGAGUAUAUAAUGAUGUUAAACGAGAAGAGGCCAGAGGCACUCGUCAUACUGGCUCACUACUGUGUCAUUCUCCACCAUCUUGAUGACUACUGGUGGAUGAGAGGAUGGGCAAUGCAUAUCAUCGAUAACAUCCACCGCGAACUCGACGAGAAUUGGCUCUACUUUGUCCAAUGGCCCACCAAUGUCAUCUCCGUCGACCAGAAGGUCCUCACGGACGGGACUUUGCAGAAUCCGAUUUCCGGAAAUCGUGUCAGCAACAACUUCAAUACAGCGAUAGAUUCGUCACUGAAUAUUCCGAAUGAAGAGGCCAAAGCCGGAAAUGACCGAUGA
Molecule: messenger RNA, 1026 nt
Organism: Letharia lupina
Lineage: Eukaryota; Fungi; Ascomycota; Lecanoromycetes; Lecanorales; Parmeliaceae
Exons: 1
Coding region: 1-1026 (341 amino acids)
Biological process (GO): regulation of transcription by RNA polymerase II
Molecular function (GO): DNA-binding transcription activator activity, RNA polymerase II-specific
Source: RefSeq, a predicted model, not a curated record